Messenger RNA from Folsomia candida, 4292 nucleotides. RefSeq names its product coiled-coil domain-containing protein 40. Gene Ontology annotation, biological process: axoneme assembly. The transcript has 16 exons. NCBI's taxonomy places the organism in Eukaryota, Metazoa, Arthropoda, Collembola, Entomobryomorpha, Isotomidae. Bases 744 to 4178 code for a protein of 1144 amino acids. Gene Ontology annotation, cellular component: cytoplasm. The record is from RefSeq and is a predicted model, not a curated record.
AAUCAGGAUUAUUUUUUGAUAUCUACGAUUCAACGUAUUAACAAAAAAUUUGCCCUUUUACUAGUAUUUCUCAGUGCGAAAAUUUAAAACAAUUAUUUUGCUAUUAAAUAUUAGGUAAGGAAAUUGUGAAGAAAUUUGAUCAUAUCAGCAGAUGGGACUUUUGUUCACAUUUACUCAGAUAAUUGGCAAACUAAAUGCUAAAUGAGUUGCGAUGCGAAAUGAUUUGACUUGACGUGAGUAUGCCUAUGAAUGAAUUCUCAUAGUUGCAUUUCUUAUUCAUUUGCAUAUCUUUGAAAUCCUAAUUUUAAAAACUAAUUUUAAAUUUAUGUACGUAUGAAAACUUAAUUAUAAACUUGUCCUAAUUAAUCCAGACUGGUUAAAAUGCCUUAGAAAAAGUUAUACUAUAGUAGUUAAUUCUUCACUAUAUUUUACAAAAUGCAAUAUUGUUUGUAAGUCGAUAACGUCGAAAUGGAUUCAGCCGGAGAAAAUAAAUAAAUUAAUUAAUGCUUCUCUUUAUGCUCCAUGAAAAUUAGUGGGAAACAUAAUUUUGUAUUGUAAUUUUAUUCAUAUCUGAUUUUCUAUAAAUUUUGAAAUAAAAAAAAAACAUAAUUUGUUUUUAAUUGUUCAAUUAAAUGACAUGAUAAUUACAAAGGUGAUAGUGUCUUCGCUACGAAAAAAUCGAUCCAAUUUCCGGAAACGUAGGAAACAAAAACUGACAAUCAUCUCACAGCGACGUCAACGGCAUGGCGGAUAAGCCGGAACAAGAAGGAGAGGAGGAGGAAACCACUCCCAUCAGUGGGGAGGAAAUUGCUCCAGCAGAGGCAGAGACCACCCCCACACCAGAAGAAAGUGCUGCGCCCAGCGAGCCUCCCGUCUCAGAAGAAAGUGCUGCGCCCACCCCGCCUCCCGGCGCAGAAGAAAUUCCUGCGCCCACCGAGCCCCCUGUCGCAGAAGAAACCGCUCCGCCCACGUCACCUCCCGGCGCAGAAGAAACCGCAGCUGCGCCCACCCCGCCUCUCGUCGCAGAAGAAGCGCCACAAUCUCCCCCAGAAAAUAAGGACGACGAACCCAAACCAGAUUCUCCCACCACACCCGUCACACCACAACAAGACGAUUCACCACCAAGUGAUGUCGCUGGUGGAGAAGAAUCUUCACCCCCUUCCGAACCUGGCGUCGUCCUCCCUCCCUCCACUCCAACAGAACAAGGCGACGAAACCGCAGGGGAGGAGGAAGAGGAAGAAGAAGAUCUCGCCUUCCUGACCGACCUCGACCGUCGUGAAGAAACUCUGUCAAAAGAAGAAUUAGAAUCAGAAGAGGCCGAUUUCCGCGAAAAAUAUGGUCUCGACCUGGGCGACGAAGAGGAAGGUGACGAAGAUGACGAAGAAGAAGAGGAGGACACCACGGAAAACGUCGCACCGCCAAAACUCCCCUCCGACGAGGAACUCGCGGCCAUAAUCCGAUUCUUGGAGGAGGAACGGGAAGGCGAAGAAGGCGACAAUUUGGGCGAUAAUGAUGAACAAGAAGACCAAUCUCCAGAAACGAAUCUUCUUCCCGUCCAAGCAACACCCACGGAUCGUGGCGACGAACCAAACGUGAUCGUUUUGGGGCCAGAUCACCCAAAAAUGGCGAGAUUUCAGGCCGCGCUCAACGCCCAUUUGAAGAAACAGAUUUACCUGGCGGAUAUGGAAAUUAGGAAUAUGGAGAAUGAGCUGAAGUCUAAAACGAGAGACCGAACCGAGCUGGGAGCCUCGUUGUACAAUUAUCAACACGAAAUCCAACGCCAAACCGAGACGAUGGAACGGUACGAGAAAGAAAUGGAUACUAUGAACAAGAAACGGGACAAGAUUGAGAAGAAGGCGAAAGAGUUGAAGGUCGUGUUGGGCGAGAUGAAGGCGGAAGUGAGGAAGGAGGAGGAGAAGGAACUGACCCUUCGUGACUCCAUGAAAGCGCUCGACUACACGGAACACGUCGUUCGCACCGCGGCAGAGAAAUACGAAGGCGAGCUAAAAAUUCGCCACUUGGUGAACGAAAAGUUGGAAAAGUUGCGUGCCAAGGCGGAAUCCGAUAAGCGAGAUCAAGACUUCUACUUGGAUAAGGUUCUCACGCACAUGCAAUCCAUGGAGUUAAUCAACGCCGGAAUCAAGAGGCAAAUCCAGGCCCAUGUCGAUGAACAGAGUCAGCUCAAUACGUACAUUAAUGAAGCUGUGACGGAAAUUGAAGCCCUUCAAAUCGAGAAACUUCACCUCCAAAGAGCCUGGAAUGAAACCGUGGCGGUCGUGAGAGUGCGAGAUGACGCGAUAAAAGCGGCCAGAGAGACUUUUCAAAAAGUCGUUGAGGAGCUACGAAUUCGUGAAAGUGAGUUGAGAGCUAUGCACCGACUUAUCGCCAAGGAACAAGAGGGACACGAACGUUCAGUAAUUUUGGUCCGGCGGAGAAAAAUGGAGGAACGCGUCCUCCGGAGACGUCUCGCCAACCUUAAAGCGAUCAACCAACGACUCCGCGACCAACUCGGGGAGCUUAGCCAAGUCCGAAAAACCGUCGAAAUGGAGCUCCUUCGUGCAAAUGCGGCCUUUUCGAAGAGGGAGAAGGAGCUAAUUCAACCCAGGCGCCGAUUGGAAGCCUUGGUCCUGGAAAAGAUUAAACUAGAGGACAAAAUAUUGACCGCGAUGCAAGAACAAAGCGGACUUUCCAAGACGUCAGCUCAUAUUCAAGGGCUGAUUAAAGAAGCUCGCAUUAAGACGCGCAUGAUGGAGUCUGAAGUGACCAAAGUUGAAAACGAGAACAGUCUCCUCGCCGUAGACGUGGAGCAUUUGAGAUCGUCCCUGUUCAAGAAGACGUCCUCCUUGUCGGAGCUGGAAAAGAGGUGCAUCGCCCAGGAAAAAGUUUUAGAGGAACAACUCCGUGAUAUUGUGCAAAGCGAGAGAAUCAUCGCCAAGAAGACGACCGAAGUAGAAAAGUUGAACAAAAAGUUGGAGAAAUUUAUUACCAAAGAGGACGGUGUCGAAAUGGGUCCGCUCGAACGAGAAAUUCGCAAUUUGGAGAAGCAAAUCCAAACUGAAAAGGACGAGGUUAAUCAAUUGCAGGAAGACUGGUUGAAAAGACAGGACGAUUUAGUCCGGUUGAGCAAUCAGAGGGAUUAUUUACUCCAUCAGAACGAACUUCUGAGAAAAGAGGUUUUCAUCAUGGAGAGAAAACGUCAAAGGCUGGAUACGGAAGUGGGAAAGAAAAAGGACGAGAUAAAUCGCAUCCGGAAAGCGACGGAAGGAUUGAACAAGGAAAUUUCCGCCGUGAAUGCCAAACUGCAUCGGGACAAGUCAAGCCAUGACCAGAUGGAUAAGGACAAUGUCCUCAUUCAGAACGAGUUCGUCGCCAUGCUCAAAGACGCUGAAAUGGAAGCGCUCGAAUUGGAGAGAGACAUCGAAUAUCUGGAACAAGAAAGGGAAACGAUCAUCCACUCUUUGCGUGAGGCGCAUGAGCAGAACCUCAGUUGGGAGAAGAAGGUCCGAUUAGCCAAGGAGUUAAAGGACAACUUGAAAAAAGAGCAGGAAGGGUCCAACUCCGCCUUAAAGUUGGACAUUCAUCACAUGACGGUUCGCUAUCAUGACAUUAUUCGCGCCCAGGAGAAACUCAUGGCUGAUUUGGAACGGUCGAUUGAGCGUCGCGACAGAAUUAUUCAACAAGCCGAUAUCGCGCUCCAUCACAAAAAUAAGAACGUUCGCAAUACAAAGUUGAACAUUCAGAGGAAUUUUACCUCGUUGAGGGAGAAAAACAAGUUGUUGGCGAGGGAAGCAAGAGAGGUUGAGCAGCAAGUGAAAACCACGAUGGACAAUAUUCACCAAUUAGAGGAAAAAUUGACGGAGGCUUCAAACGAGCUGAAUCGCGUAAAGGAGACGAUUCUCGCGUGUGAGGAGAAAAUCGCCGAGGCGUCAAUUCUUAAGCAUAAGAAUUUGGUGGAGAUCGUGCUACGCCAAGAAAAAUUUAGAACUCUCGAGUCAAUCAAAUACAAUAGGUACAAACCUGCCGGACGAAGUGUGACAGAAAUCGGCAAAAUGUUGGAGGAAGCGGAAAGAGACUGUUUCGCCCUCAUGGAACUGGCCGAAGAUAUCGGGAAAGAAUAUCCUGAAGCCCUUGUCCACCUUAAAAUAGUCAAAGCCAGCAUUUUACCCACGUCCGUGUAACAAAGAUCACCUCGUCAACCAUAUUGUCCAAUUUGAUAUUAUUAGUAUGCGUAUGAAAAUCUAUAUCUUUUGUAUGUAAAAAAUCGUAGCUUAAACAAAAAAUAAAAUAAUUGC